Funneliformis mosseae is the source of this 201-nucleotide messenger RNA. The record is from the annotation of a GenBank genome assembly. Lineage: Eukaryota; Fungi; Glomeromycota; Glomeromycetes; Glomerales; Glomeraceae.
AUGACUGGUUUACAACCAAGAAGAGGUCCCUGGUUACCUCAAGAAGAAAAUGAUCUUAUUUCGUAUUUCAAUGACAUUGGCGCUGAUUGGUUCGAAAUUUCAUCAAGACUUAUGACUAGAAACGCUCAGCAAUGUAGAAGAAGAUAUCGUGAGCUUGUAUUAGCAAAUGCUGUGCAGCUUCCACUACAAGUGCGAGUUUGA